CCAGUCGUCAAUCUCUCAUCAUCAAAAGCGUUUGGAACGUCCCCAGUAAAGACAAUAGUCGCCGCUAAACAGCUAUCGAGCUAAGUUGUAAAGUAUUACAUUGCAGUAGACAAGAAACAAAAAACAACAAUCAAAAUGAACUUCAAUAAAGUCUUCAUCUUCUUUGCCGUUUUGAUCGCUAUUUUCGCAGGGCAAACAGAAGCGGGUUGGCUAAAAAAGAUCGGCAAGAAAAUCGAGCGUGUUGGUCAACACACAAGAGAUGCCACCAUCCAAGGACUUGGCGUGGCGCAGCAGGCCGCCAAUGUUGCCGCAACUGCCCGGGGUUAAGAAUAAUUGUUUUCUGGCCCAUUUCAUCACUGCUUCACAUAAAAAAACUGUAUAGUUCCUGGCUACAUAUAUAUAUUUAUUUUAUCAUAAUUGCUGUAUUUAUUUUUUAUCAUUAAGAAAAUAUCAAUGUGAAUAAAUUAAAUUUCAAAUUAUAGCAA
Molecule: messenger RNA, 485 nt
Organism: Rhagoletis zephyria (snowberry fruit fly)
Lineage: Eukaryota; Metazoa; Arthropoda; Insecta; Diptera; Tephritidae
Product: sarcotoxin-1C-like
Biological process (GO): antibacterial humoral response; defense response to Gram-negative bacterium; defense response to Gram-positive bacterium
Cellular component (GO): extracellular region
Source: RefSeq, a predicted model, not a curated record